AUGGCAACCAAGCUUCCCCUCACAUUUGCCUGUGGGCCUUAUGAUCGAAUGGAGUCGCUGGCGAAAGGAGAUGUGCGGCCAGCUGGAAUUGAUUUGAACUACAUCUCAAUUGACCACCCCAGAGAUACCUUUGACCGCAUGAUAGGCGGUAUGGAAUUUGAUGUAUCAGAGAUGUCAUCUUCCGAAUACAUUUGCCGAUAUGCAAGUGGAGACAGGGAUCUAGUUGCCAUUCCAGUCUUUCCACUCAGAAGUUUUCGCCAUAACUUCAUAGCCGUUAAUACGGAUAUUAUCAAAAAGCCAUCCGAUCUCAAUGGUAAACGCAUCGGUGUACAGCUGUAUACCAUGACUGCCGCUGUGUGGAUAAGAGGUAUUCUUGCGAAUGCCGGCGUUGAUCUUUCCACCAUUACAUGGAUAGAGGGUGCCAUUGAAAAACCUGGCCCUCACGGAGAAGCAAAUCCCAAACCUCUACUGCGUCCCAUAAAACGGAUUCCAAAUGAAAACCCUUCAAAAUCACUCAGCCAGCUACUUGAGGACGGCGAAAUUGCAGCCACUAUUGGAGCCCAGUUGCCUCCAUGUUUGGGGAAAGCCAGAAAUGUUCACCGGCUGUUCCCAAAUGUCCGCCAGACAGAAAAGGAAUACUACCGAGAAACCGGCAUUUUUCCCAUUAUGCACGUUGUUGUUCUCAAGAAGGAACUUGUUGACAAGUAUCCAUUUAUUUCUACCAGUCUGUUCAACGCUAUGAACGACUCUAAAGAUAUCGCAAUGCGUCGACUAAGAUUUAGCGGAGGCUCUCGUUAUAUGCUGCCGUUUAUGCAAUCGAAUAUCCAGGAGAUUGAUGAGUUGUUUGGGGGUGAUCCCUGGCCGUACGGCUUGGAGGCAAAUCGGAAGACAUUGGAAGCUCUGGUAUCUUUCCUAUAUGACCAAGCGAUGAUACCUCGCAAAGUUCCAUUGGAGGAGCUCUUCGCGCAUACCUGUGGCCAUAACAUUAAGACUGUAUAA
This is a messenger RNA of Talaromyces atroroseus, 999 nucleotides long. RefSeq lists its product as hypothetical. Lineage: Eukaryota; Fungi; Ascomycota; Eurotiomycetes; Eurotiales; Trichocomaceae. The transcript has a single exon. The record is from RefSeq and is a predicted model, not a curated record. Bases 1 to 999 code for a protein of 332 amino acids.